UGGUUCAAUUCCCAGUACCAAAAGAAAAAAGAAAGGGCAGGGGCACUGUGCUGGGAGAAACACGAUAGCACAAGAGUGGCAUCCCCAUGAUGUCGAAGAACCCCGCUCAUCUUUGACUUGGUAUCCCCACAGAUGGCUUUUCCCUGCCGAAGGUCCAUGAAUCCCAAGACUCUGGCCUGCCUUCUGGUGGGCAUGAGUUUCUUGGCACUUCGCCUCUGGCUCCUCCAAGCCCCGAGGUCCCAGCAGGAACAGAAGGAGGAGGACCCCACGGACGCUAGCGACACUCCCUAUGCUGCGGAACAGCCCGCUGCGCUCCAGCUCCACCAGGGGCUCCCGUGCGUGGCCAAUGCCUCCGCGAACCGCAGGGAAGACUUCGAGCAGCUGCCGGCAAGGAUCCAAGACUUUCUGCGGUACCGCCACUGCCGCCACUUCCCACUCCUCUGGGACGCGCCAGCCAAGUGCGCGGGCCGCCACGGCGUCUUCCUGCUCCUGGCGGUGAAGUCGUCGCCCGCGAACUAUGAGCGGCGUGAGCUCAUCCGUCGCACGUGGGGACAGGAACGCAGGUACAGAGGGCAGCAAGUGCGCCGCCUCUUUCUGCUGGGGACCCCGGCGCCGGAGGAGGCGGCGCAGGCGCCGCAGCUCGCCGAGCUGGUGCGCCUAGAGGCGCGCGAGCACCGCGAUGUGCUGCAGUGGGCCUUCGCCGACACCUUCCUCAACCUCACGCUCAAGCACGUGCACCUGCUCGACUGGCUGGCGGCGCGCUGCCCGCAGGCCCGCUUCCUGCUCAGCGGCGACGACGACGUCUUUGUGCACACAGCCAACGUGCUUAGCUUCCUAGAGACACAGUCGCCCGACCGCCACCUCUUCGCCGGGCAGCUCAUGGACGGCUCCGUGCCCAUUCGGGACAGCUGGAGCAAGUACUUUGUGCCCCCACAGCUCUUCCCUGGGAAGGCCUACCCAGUGUACUGCAGUGGCGGCGGCUUCGUCCUGUCCCGCCACACGGCCCGGGCCCUGCGCACAGCGGCACGCCACACCCCUCUCUUCCCCAUAGACGACGCCUACAUGGGCAUGUGCCUGCAGCGCGCGGGCCUACAGCCUAGUGGCCACCAGGGCAUCCGGCCCUUUGGUGUGCAUCUGCCCGGCGCCCAGAAGCCCUCCUUCGACCCCUGCAUGUACCGCGAGCUGCUGCUAGUGCACCGCUUCGCGCCCUAUGAGAUGCUGCUCAUGUGGAAGGCACUUCACAACCCAGAGCUGAGCUGUGGCCGGGGACACAGGGUUUCCUGAGGCUGAAUAGGCUGCGCUGCACUGGGUUGAUGAGUGGCCUCAGCCACCAGGGCCUCCCCGUGUAUGAUGAGAAUGCGUCUUCCCUGCUCUGAUACAUUGUCCUGCCCAGCUGGUGCAUCUGAAUCCCACCUUCACCUUGAAACCACCGCGGGGCAAGGGUCUGGAAUAUUCUCCUGGCCCCAUCUUCAGGGCUUCUGAUCUUAUUGGUCUGUAGUGGCCCCAAACAUGUUUGUGGUGGUUUUGGUUGGGUUCCUUGGGUGGUUCUAAGGUGCAGCUUAGAUUGAGGACCGCUGGGUCUGGGAUGUCUGUGUACCCUCCCAAGCCCAGCAUCAUUGCUCCUCCGCGAGCCUUCAGCAUACCUCGCUCCCACGUUCUGCUCCUCAUGAACAAUGGAAUAAGGGAGGUGUGGGGGUCAGGAUCAAUUUCACCUGUCACGUGCGAUACAAAUAUUUGUUGAGGGGUUGGGGAUGUGGCUCAAGCGGU
Marmota flaviventris (yellow-bellied marmot) is the source of this 1767-nucleotide messenger RNA. RefSeq names its product UDP-GlcNAc:betaGal beta-1,3-N-acetylglucosaminyltransferase 6 (gene B3gnt6). Gene Ontology annotation, biological process: poly-N-acetyllactosamine biosynthetic process; protein O-linked glycosylation. The record is from RefSeq and is a predicted model, not a curated record. Lineage: Eukaryota; Metazoa; Chordata; Mammalia; Rodentia; Sciuridae. Gene Ontology annotation, molecular function: UDP-glycosyltransferase activity; galactosyltransferase activity. Gene Ontology annotation, cellular component: Golgi membrane.